Messenger RNA from Achroia grisella, 1911 nucleotides. It is a transcript of the gene vvl, whose product is annotated as silk gland factor 3. NCBI's taxonomy places the organism in Eukaryota, Metazoa, Arthropoda, Insecta, Lepidoptera, Pyralidae. The transcript has a single exon. Gene Ontology annotation, molecular function: DNA-binding transcription factor activity, RNA polymerase II-specific; RNA polymerase II cis-regulatory region sequence-specific DNA binding. Bases 195 to 1262 code for a protein of 355 amino acids. Gene Ontology annotation, biological process: regulation of transcription by RNA polymerase II. The record is from RefSeq and is a predicted model, not a curated record.
UCCGCUCCGUGCUGCCGUCGCGCACGCACGCGCAUGUCGCUCGCUGUCGUCCCCGGUGAUGUGAGGUGGCCCCCGCCGCUGCCGCAGCGCCGCGCGAUCUACGCGCUAUUUUCGCGAACGAGUACGCCAGUUGAAGGCUCGAGAGCCUUCGAGCCGGCAAGACGCCGUCCACCGUGGAUUUGAGGUACGGCGCCAUGGCGGCGACCACGUACAUGCCCGCCGAGAUGGACCUCGGGAACCUCGGCGGGUACCACGCUGCGUCGCCGCGGAGCGCCGAGCCCGCGGACAUGAAGUACCAGCACCACCUGCAGGCCGGAGGGUCGCCCUCGCCGGGCGCGCCCGUGCUCGGCAACCCGUGGGCCUCGCUGCCCCCGGCCGACCCCUGGGCCAUGCACCAGCACCACUCGCACGCGCACCAGCCGGACGUGAAGCCGCCGCCCGCGCCGCACGAGCACCGCCACCUGCAGCACAGCGCGCACGGCUGGCACGCGCCCGUCGUGAGCCCGCACUACGGCGCCGGCUCCCCGGUCGCGCUGCACGGCGGCUACCCGGUGCCCAUGCACCAGCACCACAUGCUGCGAGACGUGCAGCCCUCCCCGCACCCGCUCCACCACCACCACGGGCUGGAGCGCGACCAGCCCGAGGAGGACACGCCGACCAGCGACGACCUCGAGGCCUUCGCCAAACAGUUCAAGCAACGCAGAAUCAAACUUGGUUUCACGCAGGCCGACGUCGGCCUGGCGCUAGGAACCUUAUAUGGAAACGUGUUCUCACAAACGACGAUCUGUCGAUUCGAGGCGCUGCAGCUCAGCUUCAAAAACAUGUGCAAACUCAAACCGUUACUCCAAAAGUGGCUCGAGGAGGCGGAUUCGACGACGGGAAGUCCGACGAGCAUCGACAAAAUAGCCGCCCAGGGGCGGAAGAGAAAGAAGCGCACGUCGAUAGAGGUGUCGGUUAAAGGAGCGCUGGAACAGCACUUCCACAAACAGCCGAAGCCGUCGGCGCAGGAGAUCACGUCGCUCGCGGACAGCCUGCAGCUAGAGAAGGAGGUGGUCCGCGUGUGGUUCUGCAACCGGCGGCAGAAGGAGAAGCGCAUGACGCCGCCGAACACGCUGGGCGGCGAGAUGAUGGAGGGCAUGGGCCACGCGCACUACGGCCACGGGGACGUGCACGGCUCCCCGCUGCAGCACUCGCACUCGCCGCCGGGGCUGUCCCCGCAGCACGCGCUGCCGCAGGGCGCGCACACGCUGGCCGCGCACUAACAGUUCGCCCCGUGGGCGCCGCCGCGGCCCUACUACGCGGAGCCGCACUAGCGCGCCCGCCCGCGGGAUACCUCUGUACAUAGAGUGUACGUGAACGUGUACAUACGCGCCGCGCGCCCGGACGUGCCCGCGGCGCACAGCUCAGUGUGGGACGGGCCGCCGCGACUGUACAUAACUCGAGCGGGCGGCCCCGUCCCGUGGACCUGCCGGACGCUAAGUUUAAGUUGUUCUUUAUAAUUUCAGUGAAGUCAUUGAUUAAUUAUGUGCGUAAUGUUAAGAUCGAAGCCAGUAAUCGUUUAUACUUUGUCGAAACGCCGCGGUUCACAGUGAGCGCUGAUAGCGUUUAGCUAGAUAGUCUAAUUGGUAAAUAAGAGCUUAAUCGGAGGAAGAGCCCGGCGUCGCUCUCGCACCCUCGCCGCGCGGCCGGCGGCUCGUCCUGCGGUAAGUACGGCGACAUUACACAGACAGUCACAGUAGAGACGCCACCACCGUCACCACCGCUCACCGUUACCACUGUUAACGAUGCCUCGUAAACUUAGAGCCGCCGAGCGCGCGCCGGCCGCACCGGCGAGGUGUGCAGAGCGCUAUUGAUUUUUGUAAAGGACUAUUUCAUCGAAUUUAUUUAUAGAUAUUAUAAAUUAACGAUGUU